This is a messenger RNA of Rhea pennata, 4151 nucleotides long. RefSeq names its product solute carrier family 25 member 51 (gene SLC25A51). The transcript is spliced from 2 exons. Gene Ontology annotation, molecular function: NAD transmembrane transporter activity. NCBI's taxonomy places the organism in Eukaryota, Metazoa, Chordata, Aves, Rheiformes, Rheidae. Gene Ontology annotation, biological process: mitochondrial NAD transmembrane transport. Gene Ontology annotation, cellular component: mitochondrion. The record is from RefSeq and is a predicted model, not a curated record. The coding region runs from base 1550 to 2425 and encodes 291 amino acids.
ACAGACACUGGGCCUCGUGGGAUGCAGACAUAAGGGCUCAGGAAGCUGGCUGGUGUCAUUGCAAAGCUGCCCUUUGCCUUUAAAGGGUCUUGGCAAUUGGGGAGUGUUUCUGAAGACUAUCUCAAGGCAUCGCUCCUGUCUUGAAAAGCAAAAAAGAGAACCUGGGGAAUUACAGGCUACUGAGCCUCACUUCCCUGGAAAGGUGAUGGAGUAACUAAACCCUGGAUGCCAUUUCCAGAAGGACAGGAAGGACAGUAUGGCUUCAUAAAUAGGAAAUCAUGCUUAACCAACCUGAAAGCCUUCUAUGAUGAGAUGACUGGCUUGGCAGAUGAGGAGGAGAGCAAUAGAUGUUUACCUUAACUUUAGUGUUCCAUAACAUCCUCAUAAGCAAGCUGAUGAAGUGUGGGCUAGUUGAAUGGACAGUUAAUCGGACUGAAACUGAACUGCUGGGCUGAGAGCAUUGUGAUCAUCAGCAGCAUGAAGUCCAGCUGGAGGCCAGUUACCAGUCUUGUGCCCUAGGGUUCAAUAUGGGGCCAAUACUGUUCGGUAUCUUCAUUAAUGACUUGGAUGCUGGGAACAAAUGCAUCUUCAACAAGUUUGCUAAUAACACAAAAACUGGGUAGUGUGGCUGAUGCACCAGAUGAUUGUCUUCCUGUUCAGAGGUAUCUCAACAGGUUGGAUACGUGGGCUGAGAGAAACCUCAUAAAGUUCAGCACGGUGAAGUGUAAAGUCCUGCACUUGGGGAGGAAUAAGCCCAUGCACCUGUACAGGCUGGGGGUCAACUAACUGGAAAACAGCUUGACAGGAAAAGGUUGAACAUGAGCCAGCAAUGGGCCCUCAUGGCAAAGGAGAUAUCAAGUAUCCUGGGCUGUAUUAGGCAGUCUUACGAGCAUGUUGAGGGAGGUGAUCCUUCUUCUCCUCUACUCAGCCGUGGUGAGGCCUCACCUGGAGUGCAGUGUCCCUGCUGGGCUCCCCAGUAAAAGACAAACAUGGACCUGCUGGAGCGAGUCUGGUGAAGAGCCGUGAAGAGGAUUAAGGGACUGUCAUACAAGGAGAGGCUGAGAGAGCUGGGACUCUUCCUCCUGAAGAGGAGAAGGUGUGGGCAGGGAGGGGAUUUCACAUGUGUUUGUACAUAUCUCAUGAGAAGGUGUAUAGAGAACUGGAACAGACUCCUCCUGGUGGUGCCCAGUCACAGGAUGACAGGCACUGAAACACAGGCAACUCCACUUGAAUGCAAGAAAACAGUUUACAGUGAGGGUGGCUGAGCACUGGAUCAUUUUGCCUGAAUAGGCUGUGGAGUCACUGUCCUUGGAGAUACUCAUAAGUUCUCUGGAUGCAGUCCUGGGCAACCUUCUGCAGCUGACCCUGCUUUGAGCAAGAGAGUCAGAUCAGAUGAUCUCCAGAGGUCCUGUCCAACCCAGACUGUUCUGUCAUUCUGUGAAUUAAACAGUGUGUGGUUUCUUUCAAAAAUAAGUGUAUACUUGGUCAUAAUAAUCCCUCAGAUUGCUUCAGGAAAGGAGAACUGAGAUACAAUCCAAAGAAAAACAGUAUGAUGGAUUCAGAAGGUUGUGCCCCAAUGAAUUCAAAGCAAGAUCUAAGUCAUCACAUAAAGGCUACAUCUGGUAAACAUUAUCUUUGUGGCUAUUGUGCUGCCUUCACAAAUAUAGCAGUCACUUUUCCUAUCCAGAAGGUCCUUUUUCGACAGCAAUUGUAUGGCUUGAAAACAAAGGAUGCAGUACAUCAGUUACAGAAGGAUGGAAUUCGAAAUCUCUAUCGUGGCAUUCUUCCUCCGUUAAUGCAGAAAACGACGACUCUGGCUCUGAUGUUUGGGUUGUAUGAAGAUUUCUCCUCAUUGCUUCAUAGCCACACAAGUGCCCCUGAGCUCUUCACCCGUAGCAUAGCAGCAGUGCUUGCAGGGACCACCGAAGCUGUUCUUACACCUUUUGAGCGAGUUCAGACUUUGCUUCAGGACUACAAAUAUCAUGACAAAUUUACAAACACUUACCAGGCUUUCAAGGUACUUAAAGACUAUGGGAUUAGAGAAUACUAUCGGGGUUUGGUACCUAUUCUGCUUCGAAAUGGACCCAGUAAUGCACUCUUCUUUGGCCUGCGUGGACCCAUCAAACAAUGUCUGCCUGAAGCAACUUCUUACAGCACUCAUUUGGUCAAUGACUUCAUUUGUGGAGGGCUGUUGGGUGCCAUGCUGGGAUUCUUAUUUUUCCCAAUGAAUGUUGUAAAAGCCCGCAUGCAGUCUCAAAUUGGCGGUGAAUUUCAGUCUUUCUCAACAGUUUUUGUGAAGAUCUGGCUAGAACGUGAUAGAAAAUUGAUUCAUCUUUUCAGAGGAGCCCAUCUAAAUUACCAUCGUUCUAUCCUGUCCUGGGGCAUAAUCAAUGCAACUUAUGAAUUCCUGCUAAAGCUGUUGUGAAAAAUACUGUCUACCUUUGCAGUCCUUCUGUUCACUUGGGUAUUGGCACUCUUGAGGUCCCUUAACCCUGGAGAACAGAUUAGUUUAUGGAACUUUUUAUGAAUGACAUGGAGUAUCAUGGAACAUGAGAGAAUUCAAGGCAGCAGUUAUUUCAGUAGGUAGAUGAGUGCCUGCUUAGUUUGAAAAGUAAUCUUGGCCUUCAGUAUUUAUGGGGUGAAUGAUGGUGCAUCUAAACCUUGAUGCAGUUAACUCUAAAUAUUUAUGCACUGGCAGUUCAAUUUGCCCAUAAUGGAAUUAUUAGACAAAUGCAAGGUUUAAACAACAAUAAAAAAACUUAUUCCAGAUCACUCCCACAAUUUUUAACACUCCAGGAACUGAAAAUGGUUCACAGUGUGCAUUGUAGAAUGUUAAAGUCAAGGAGGGCUUGAUGAAAGUUAUUUCUCUUGCUUGAUAGACUUCAAAACCUUGAUGUAAGAACUACAUUCUGAAAUGUUUGGGAAUUCUAAGUUAUCGUUAUAGUUUAAAACUAUAUGGAUGAAUCCAAAUGAGGAUGACUGACUUAUUGAACCUCAAACUUGAAUUAAACCUACACAAUCUAUUCUGCAACUAUCUUACAUUGCUGAAUGAACAGUUCAUGUUAAAGCCAAGCAGUAAAAGCAGUUACCGAAUGUUUAACUUCGGUGUGAGCUGACAGCAGUUCAGAGUGGGAUUGUGUAUGUGUGUGCCUUGAUGUGAAAAGGGAGAUGUGGAAAGAAUGAAACAGCAAUUUUACUUAAAGCUUUAAAGUGUCCUUCCUUGUUAAAAACCUACUUGUGAAUACGGAGUACUUGAUUUUUUUUUUUUUGUUUGUUUUUUUGCAUUGCUUUGUUUCUAUUGUAAACAGCUGUGGUGCCAGAAAGAUGGCUGCUCUUUCUAUAAUGUUAAUAUAAUAAAUAGUUUAGCUUCUCCUUGUUGUGAAAGUAGUUUACGAACAGUUCUUUUGUACUGUGGUAUCCUGUGUUUUGCAUUUUGCAAAUUAUUUUGUUUCAUUUGGGCUGUGGUAUAAUUGUAGCAGUUCUACCCACUUUAUGCACGCUCUGUACAAUUCUAUCUUACAGAUUGUUUAUCAGCACUUAUAAGGUGACAUUUCUGGGUAUAAACACUUAUACAGAGAUCUACAAGUACAGUGGAGAUAAUACUAGGAGACAGCUGAUGAGGACCUUAGAUGCAGCUAGAUAGGAGAAAUGCAGCAUUUGGAGAAACCCUUAAGGAGUUUUGUAGGCUUGAGUGCCAGGAAACACUUGUGGAAAUGUGAAGUUUUGUCUGCAUUGAAGACUUGGGAGACAAGAGAGGUAAGAUUUAAAGCAUUAGAGAAGGGUACAGGACAGCAAGCGUGACCAACAACCAGAUGUGAUUGUCUUAAAAACAAUUUGAUUCUUUGUGGGAGAUAGGAAGAAUUCCCCAAAUGUCACAAAAUAUUCUGUUUUGGGGGUGAACAGGGAAACUUUCAGAAUCCGUUCCAAAUUGGUCUUUUCCUAAGCUUUAGAGUGGCUAUUACAUUUAUUAUUUAUUUGCUGUACUUGUCCCCAGAGAUUGAUUCUAAACAGUACAUUAUGGAUAUAAUCAUAUAAUAGUACCUAGCUUCACAGUAAAAAUGACCAGGCACCAGUCAGCAUUAUUUCUAUCUCAAUGUUGUGAUUAUACACAUUUAAAUAAAAUGUCUGUUGAAUGUUUGUUACUCGCAGAA